Peromyscus maniculatus bairdii (prairie deer mouse) is the source of this 867-nucleotide messenger RNA. NCBI's taxonomy places the organism in Eukaryota, Metazoa, Chordata, Mammalia, Rodentia, Cricetidae. The record is from RefSeq and is a predicted model, not a curated record.
UAUCCUUCUUCCAGGGUCAUCCAGGAAGCCCUCCCUGAUAACCCAGCAAAGACCUAUCUUGGCAUCUGGAGAGAAGCUGACCCUCCAGUGUUACUCAAACAUGAGUUAUGAUAGAUUUGCUCUUUCCAAGGAGGGUGGAAGUGACAUCCCACAGAUGUCUGCUAAUUUUACCCAGACUGGAGAGUCUCAUGCAAACUUCACCUUACACUCUGUGAAUUUCACCAAUGGUGGCCGGUAUAGAUGCCAUGGUUCAUACCACAUCUCUUCUGAGUGGUCAGGCCCCAGUGACCCCCUGGAUAUCCUGAUCACAGGACAACUCUUUGUCACACCCAACCUCUCAGUGCAUCCAGGUGCCACCGUGUCCUCAGGAGAGAAAGUGACCCUGUUGUGUAAAUCGUCAAUCCCAGUGGACAGCUUCCUUCUGUUCAAGGAGGGUACAUUCCAUUCCCACAUGCGUCAAAUAUCAAAGCUCCAAGAUUCACAAUAUCAGGCAGAAUUCUCCAUGAGUGCUGUGACCCCAUCACUUGGGGGUACCUAUAUGUGCUUUGGUUAUCAAAGCUCAUCACCAUACCUGUUGUCACAACCCAGUGCCCCUGUGGAGAUCAUAGUCUCAGGACUAGCAAGAUACCAGAAGAUUUUGAUUGGAGUUUCUGUGGGAUUCCUCCUGCUGCUCUUCCUUCUUGCCCUACUCCUUCUGCUCAGACUCAGGCACCAGAAAAAAUGCAGCAAGGGACGUGAGUAGAGUGUGGGUGGUCAUGUUCUCAGGGGGUACUACAUCCCCUUUUGGCUACCCAAGAGGGGACUAGGCAAGCCAGCCCUGUGGAAAGCCCAGACGGGGAGACAUCACUUUAGAAACACUUCUGUGAA